Trichobilharzia regenti is the source of this 1794-nucleotide messenger RNA. Lineage: Eukaryota; Metazoa; Platyhelminthes; Trematoda; Strigeidida; Schistosomatidae. The record is from the annotation of a GenBank genome assembly.
UUAUUAAAGAGUUUGAAAAUGAUGAACUUGCCGGGCACAUUUCUCUUUGGUUGAUCACGAUCAGAUGAGAGAAAUGCCUACUACUGCUAAGUUGAAGAAAGGUUCUGAUUAAUCUUGGCGGUACGUUCGAAAUUGGUGACAUUUUUGCACGUGUUUGCUCUGAAAUUUAUUUACUGCUUAUUGUCAUAUAAUUCUUGAAAUUAUGGUCCAAAUCUCUAAAAAACGUGUUCGUAGAAACACAAUUGUUUUAGAUAGUGGCUUAAAUUCGGUUAUAACUGCAUUACCGCCUGGUAAUACAGUAUCAACUACUAGCUCUCAAAAUGGUUUGAGUGCAGAUCUCACUCCUGUGAUACAGGUGAAAGAUGUUCUGUUAGAGAACUCUGAGUUCUGUAAACUAAACCUCCUUUUGAAAGAUAUGCAGAGGCAAGUAAGUGAAAUUCAGAAAAAAUUAGAUCAGUUUGAUAGUAUGUCACUGCCAAUCUCAAAUACCACGGAGAGCCGUUCUGAUAUUGGCCAGGUUAAGUGUUUACUGGAUGUAACUCAAAAUAAGCUUUUGAAUUUAGACCCAAUAGCCUGUCUUUUAGAAAGGCAUCCUAAAAUAUCUCCAGACAACCUAAAUAAAGCUGAAAAUCUGAUUGACUGCUUGGCUACGGAGGUGAUGAAGCGUAUAACCUCUUCUCACCAAGCUAUAGUUUACAACGUCCCAGACUCUCUGCCCCUGAAAACUGUAAGACACAAAAUCCUGAUUUGUUGCGGCAUGGCUAGUGUUCCAUGUGAAUGCAAACGACUUCGUAAAAAGUCUAACCAGGCUAAUUGCCCAAUCAUUUUUAAAUUCAGUAAUUCCCUUGAUGCUAGUAAGUUUACUAAAUGUCAGGAUCACUUAAGACUGAAUAGCAGUUAUAAGUCUAUAACCGUAGCUCAGGAUAAAACACCGUGUCAGCGCAGAAUAAUGCGUAGUAAUAACCUGGUCACCUCCUCUAGCUCUAGCUUUGAUUUACCAAAUAAGGAUCGUGCACAGCAACAGACACCUAGUGCUGAAACUAGCAUUCAGCAAACUACACAACAACCACACCUGCCAAUGGAACUAGGAACUGAUUUAGAUACCAGUACCCCUGUAAACAAAGCCUCAUCGAAAGAUGUUAAAAUGACUAGAACUUCUGCAAGUUGUUCUAAGAAAUUUCCCCCCAAACGUAGUAACCUCACCACGAUGAACAAAUUUCGCAGGGUUGAGACUAAUGAUGGGGAAGAAUACUUUGUAUUCAAUAAGCCUGCUGAGAGUAAGAAUGCCAACAAACCAUCACUUGUUACGAAAAACUCCUCUCGAAACAUAAGUACAUCUGGAGGUGUUCCGCAUGCUCCACCUUAUAGAAAGUCAGGCUCCAAGACUCCUAAAGUCUUGCAGCCAAAGCACCUUCCUUCACAAUUCCCUUUAAGUUAUAAAAACAACCCGAAGGUGUAUACCGGUAUGACGAAUAGCAGUUGGAUGGGUAGACCUUCUGAUGCUAUGCCUUUUAACCGCCAACCUAGGCCCAACCUGUACUACCCUUAUAUCCAGGAACACAUGGUAAAUUUUCCAGGUGUCCUGAAUCACUGGUACGACCCAUGGCACCUAGGACCACCUCAUUGCACACCAACUCCGAUGUGCAGACACCCAGUCCGACCUCCUUUUCAUUCAUAAAUUCUUGCGGUGCUGACGCACAAAUAGAUUUAGGUUAUGGUGACAUUUUAAGCCAGUUUGUAGUAUCCCGUGACUUAUUCACGAUAUUGCUAAUUAAUGCACGCUCCUUAAUCAAU